Caenorhabditis briggsae is the source of this 651-nucleotide messenger RNA. Lineage: Eukaryota; Metazoa; Nematoda; Chromadorea; Rhabditida; Rhabditidae. The coding region runs from base 1 to 651 and encodes 216 amino acids. The transcript has 2 exons. The record is from RefSeq and is a predicted model, not a curated record.
AUGCAAGUGAGCGAUAAGGACGUUGCUUUUAUGGUUACUGACGACGGAAAAAUGUGUAUUCAUGAUGCUCCUGACGUGGCAAAAGAGACGCUGAAAAAAUGGGAUCCAGCCAAUGAAGUACAUAUUUUCCCGAGGGAUUUGAAUAAGAGGAAAAAUAGGAGUGGAAGGAACCGAAAAAUGGGAGCGAAGAAAGGCAAUAACUUCAAAGACAAAGACAUAGCACUUGGUACGGUUGUGAAAAAGUUGUUGGACAAAAAAGAGGCGUACGAAUCGAAUCUGGCUGCUAAAAGAAACACAGUGCACAAAAAUUCGGCUCCACAGAAAAAAGAAUCGGCUGAACCAAAAACCAUGCCAACCGUUGACGAAGAUCUUGAACGAGAAAAAGAAUUCGUAAAGGAAAUUUUUAUGCCACUUGUGCGAAAUGUGUUGGGCCAAAACGAAGAGCGUGAAUCGGCUGAAAGAAGGAAAGAAGAAAUUAUCAAACUUGAAGCGAAACUAAUGAAGUGUCAACCGAAUCGAAACAACAAACACUGGAUUACACUUUUUUUCGUUCUUCUGAUUCUUGCUCCAAUCUACAUUCCCGUCAUCUGCUUUUAUGGUGCUCCAAUUUUUGAGGUCAUCAAUGGUCAUUUCAAAGAAAUUUUUGUUUGA